AUGGGGCAGCUCUUGACUCCCAAAGUCUACCCGUCCCGCAUGGGUUUUCGAAUCUUUGCCGGAUUCUUCACGCUCGCCUUUUGCUGCGCUGCCUACAUGUUGUGGCACGACUCUCGGAUGUGGGACAGCAGGCCAAAAGGUCAUUUGCCCAUUGCCUUUAACCCCACGCACCCAAUCAAGAAACUCAUGAUUGACGCCCGAGACCUACAUGAGCGCGCCCUCGAAACGAAACGCACAUAUGAUGUCCAGACAACCGCCGCACGCUAUCGGCAGCUGCGUGGGCGACAUCCGCCCCCGGGUUUCGACAAAUGGGUCGAGGCUGCCGUCGCCGCCGACGCCAUCAUGAUUGAGGAAUAUUUUGACAGGAUAUACAAGGACAUUCGCCCGUUUUGGGGUCUCGACGCCACGACGCUGGCUCAGCGAGCGGCGGCAAGCGAGUUCGUCGUCAAGGUGCGUGACGGCAAAGUCAUCCUACAGGGCCUUGACGAGGAUCGUGUGCCUUGGCUGCAGAAAUGGGCCGAAUUGGUUGGAGAAUUCGCCCAACACAUGCCUGAUGUGGACAUGCCCGUAAAUAUGAUGGAUGAGCCUCGGAUCAUCGUGCCGCACGAAGAAAUCGAUGCUCUUCUCCUUGAAGAAUCGCAAAAGCGCAAAGUACAACCGGUCGCGGAAGUGACGACCAAUUAUACCGGACUCAGGCACAUUGACGAGUCCAAGCCCCAAAGGUAUGAGCCUCACUGGCACGGGCCCGACAAUGCGUACUGGGAUCUGGCCGUCAAGGCUUGUGCCCCGGGAACGCCUGCGCAUGGCGUUGCUGCGAUUCGCGACUACACUCCGGCAGCCGAAGUGCCCGACAACUACAAGCCCGCGUACUCGUUCAAGGGCUACGUGCAGAACUGGACUGCCGCCAUUGAUCCAUGCGAGCAGCCCCAUCUGCGCCAGCUCCACGGGUCCUUUGUCGAGCCCAUCAGCAUCUCGUCGACCGAGGAGCUCAUCCCCCUGUUUGGGGGCUGCAAGCUGCCCCUGAACAACGAGAUUGUCAUACCCGGCGCCAUGUACCUGACCGACGAGGUGCGGUACUCUGGCGGCGGCACCCACGGCCCGGACUGGGACCAGAAGCGCGACGGCCUGGUGUGGCGCGGCGUCGACUCGGGCGGCCGCGCGCACGACAACAACUGGUACCACCUGCACCGCCACCGCCUCGUCGAGAUGCUCAACGGCACCACCGUCUCCCGCGUCGAGCAGACCGGCGAGCGCGCCCUCGCCUUUGACCUGCCGCCCGCCGACCUCUACCCAAACAGCCAGCGCCGCGCCCAGGGCCAGCUCGGCGCCUGGCUCUCGCACCUCGCCGACGUCGGCUUCACCUCGCUCUGCUGGCCCGACGGCUGCGACUUCUUGCGGCCCUUUUUGCGCGAAUCGCCCCCCAUUGACAUGAAGCACCAGUACGCCUUCAAGUUUCUGCUCGACGUCGACGGCAACUCGUUUAGCGCCCGCUUCCGCUCCUUCUUGCUGUCCACGAGCCUGCCGCUCAAGGCCAGCGUCUACGCCGAGUGGCACGACGACCGCCUCGCGCCCUGGGUGCACUUUGUGCCCCUCGACAAUACGCUGCAGGACCUGUACCCCACGCUCGAGUUCUUUGCCGACGGCACCGGGCCCGGCGACGCCGCGGCGCGGUACAUUGCCGAGGAGGGCAAGAAGUGGGCGGAACAGGUUCUCCGCAGAGAGGACAUGCGCCUCUACGUCUGGCGACUUCUUCUUGAGUGGGCGCGCGUCUGCGACGAGAAACGCGACACGCUUGGCUAUGUCGAUGACAUCAUGGUAUAA
Molecule: messenger RNA, 1821 nt
Organism: Beauveria bassiana ARSEF 2860
Lineage: Eukaryota; Fungi; Ascomycota; Sordariomycetes; Hypocreales; Cordycipitaceae
Product: capsular associated protein
Exons: 1
Coding region: 1-1821 (606 amino acids)
Source: RefSeq, a predicted model, not a curated record